Molecule: messenger RNA, 468 nt
Organism: Lottia gigantea (owl limpet)
Lineage: Eukaryota; Metazoa; Mollusca; Gastropoda; Lottiidae
Exons: 2
Coding region: 1-468 (155 amino acids)
Source: RefSeq, a predicted model, not a curated record
AUGGCAGCCUCCAGACGUUCUCACAUGUCAACAUUAACAAUGGUUGAAGCCUUAGCUAUGAUACACUCUUCUGAAUCAAGUGAUGAAUGUGAUUCAGAUGAGGAUAAGAAUUACGUUCCAAGUGAGACGACCACAGACAGUGACGAUGAAAUUCCACCCCAAGCUAAGCUUGAUCCAGUUGGUGUUGAGCCUAUUGCAGUGGAUGCUGAGCCUAUUGCAGCAGAUGCCGAGCCUAUUGCAACAGAUGCCGAGCCUAUUGCAGCAGAUGUCAAGCUUAUUGCAGCAGAUGCCGAACCUGAUGCAGAAGAUGCUGACCAACCAAAGAUCAAGCGGCGUAAGCGUCCUGCUGUUAAUGAAUGGAAGUCUUCUGUUAUUAAAGAGAAACACCUACAUGGGGAAUCAUUCAAGAAUCGCAAGGGUCAGGAUAGACCGGCUGCAAAAAUGGGUCCACCUUGCAAAUCUGCAUAG